AUGCCGUUCGUGAUAUAUACUGUGCUUUUGAUAACGGCGUUUACAAGCUACGCAUUGCAACUAGCUGCUCUCAUUUUGCCCCAAUGGCUGGUGACACCAUUGGAUGCGGCAUCUUCUGGAUCCUAUGCAGAAACUCAAUACGGGCUUUUCAUGGUGUGUCAAAGUGCAACAGGCGAGUGUCGAGCAUUUCCUCGUGAGGAAAACGGUGAUUGCACGCAAGAAUAUUUUUGCCCUCUUUGGCAUGUUGCCGGGACUACCAUGAUAUUGGCCAGUGUCAUAGGUGCAUUGACUUUGGUUGCGUUGCUGGGAACCAUGUGUAGCCAACGACGGAAACGAGAUCGAGGAUGGAAAAUGGUAACAAGCAUGUUAGUGCUGCAUACUGUGCCCAGUGCAACCACCAUGGUGAUCCUGCUUGAUCUACUUUAUAACAGUACCACCACAACCAUCUCGAUCUUCAUGGCUACACCAACCAACAUGCGACAUGGUAUCUCGAUGAUCUUUGCAUUCGUGUCAUUGUGUAUCAAUCUCUUGAUGGCGCUGGCGAUUCUUUCCUUUCGUAAUACUCAACAACAGCAACUACAGCAGUACGAUCAUCAUCAAAAUCAUUGA
This is a messenger RNA of Lichtheimia ornata, 609 nucleotides long. RefSeq lists its product as uncharacterized. NCBI's taxonomy places the organism in Eukaryota, Fungi, Mucoromycota, Mucoromycetes, Mucorales, Lichtheimiaceae. The coding region runs from base 1 to 609 and encodes 202 amino acids. The record is from RefSeq and is a predicted model, not a curated record. The transcript has 7 exons.